UGCGCCUUGGUGCGGAAGAGCGAGACGGCGGACUGGGGAGGGGGCGGGUGUCGCCGUCGCUUGCUUUGCCGCCGCCGCCGCUUCUGUCAGUUCCGGCUGCUGGGUCGGCUUCGUGAGAAGGAGGCGCCGCUGUUGCCGCCGCCGCCUGAGGAGAACUUGGCCUUCCCGCGACGGCACCAGGGGCACCCGGCGGUCCUCCCCUCCCCCAGCCUCGCCGGCCAUGGCCCGGGACUACGACCACCUCUUCAAGCUCCUCAUCAUCGGCGACAGCGGUGUUGGCAAGAGCAGUUUGCUGUUACGUUUUGCAGACAACACUUUUUCAGGCAGCUACAUCACCACAAUUGGAGUAGACUUCAAAAUCCGAACAGUUGAGAUUAAUGGAGAAAAGGUCAAGCUGCAGAUCUGGGAUACUGCUGGACAGGAGCGCUUCCGGACCAUCACGUCUACGUACUACAGAGGGACACACGGGGUUAUUGUGGUUUAUGAUGUCACGAGCGCUGAGUCCUUUGUGAACGUCAAGCGGUGGUUGCAUGAAAUAAACCAGAAUUGUGAUGAUGUGUGCCGGAUAUUAGUUGGUAAUAAGAAUGAUGACCCAGAACGGAAAGUGGUGGAGACGGAAGACGCCUAUAAAUUUGCUGGGCAGAUGGGGAUCCAACUGUUUGAGACCAGCGCUAAAGAGAACAUUAAUGUGGAAGAGAUGUUCAACUGCAUCACAGAGUUGGUUCUGCGAGCCAAAAAAGACAACCUAGCAAAGCAGCAGCAGCAGCAACAGAACGAUGUGGUGAAGCUAACGAAGAACAGUAAACGGAAGAAGAACCGGUGCUGCUAAUGCCCUUUUCUCCUGCGGCAGAGACUGCGCCCUCGGACAGCUCAGCCCUUCCAGCCAGACGCAGGCGGCAAUUCCACUGGGCUAGGCCACGGGAGGACUCUUCCCCGCUCCCCCGCACACCCCUCAGUUUGUGCCGUUAUUUAAAUGAGUUCUCUCCACGUUUUUUUUUUCCGGUCAGGAGGCACCUUACCACAAUAGUGCCAAGGAGGUAUUGGAUGGAGGUGAUUCUGCCCCCUCUCCUUCCUACCUUAUUUUUUCACCCCCAAGAACAUCUUGUAGACAAAAAUGACUUUGCCUACCAAGUGGACUUUGGAUCUCAAGAGUUUUGUACAUAAUGUAUAUUUUGCUUUAACCAGCUGCACCUCCCUUGUUGUCGCUUCUGCCUUCUUAAUUAUCGACCAAUCAUGACUUCUUCAGAGUUCAUAAUUUCUUUUCUCCCUCCAAAGAGUACAGUACAAUGUCCUUAAGUGGAGCUGCCCCUUGUUGGCAUUCAUUCCUCUUCAGCCUUUGUUAACCUUCAGGCUAGGAUGGAGGCCUUAGCUACUUUUUCAGGCUGUGUGGGCAACCUUCCGAGAUUCCUUUUCCCCCAGACUCCAGAAUAGCCAAUUUUGCUGGAGCUUUGUCACUUCUUGGAAUAGCUGUGCUCUCUUUCUUCUCCCUAGCAGGGGGUGAGAGAGGCUUCCCACCCCACCCCAGUUUAAAUUAUCUGGCCAGUUAAAAUGAAAUCUUCGGCAAUUAGAUGUGAGACUUAAAACUAGUAUUAUCCCCACCCUGGUGGAAUCUCUCUCCAGCUACCAAAGUGUAAAUCUAUCAAAAACUAUUCCCCACUCCCGCACUCAUCAUUCUGCACACAGUUAUGGGAUGUGCAUUUCUCAAAAGUGCAUUUCUGGCUGCCAACAUUCUCAGUGGCUCUUGCUUGUUCCCUUCUUCCACAAGAGCUGAAGGGGCAUCUGGCUCUUCCAAAUGGUGCUUGCACCCAACAGGUGUCAACAGGCUAUUUUCUGUGUCCUUUAUCAGACCAGAGGUGAUCUCUUAGGUAUUGGUUGGGGCUUCUUGCUGUGGUUUGUGCAGUUUUGACUGGAUUUCUGAUCUGGUUAUGCUGAAAGCAAAAGGUGUUUUUCCCCCUUGUUCUUUUUUUAAUGGCUAUGGUGGGCUUUAGGAGGGAAAUAACCAGAGGCUUCCCUCCUCAUUGUUUAAAAAUGAGUUCACCUAGCAUAUUAAGAUGGCCCGGGCUAUAGGAGAGCACACAUUUUUCAACCAAAAUGAUUCCUUCCUCCCCUGGAAUAUGAAAUUGAUAGGAGGCUCUCCAGCAUCACUGACCCUUUGGACAUUGAAUUAUGCAAGAAGGGCUAAGUUGAAAACCCUUAUUAUUUUGCUUGCCUUGAAUAACAAAAAUCAACAAUUAUGGUUGUACAAAGCCCUCGUGCAAUCGCAUUGCAAGUAGCCUGACUCCGCAGGCUUUUCCCACGCAAGCGACGAAUGUGGCAGGUUUCGGCCAGUGAAAUUGUUCUCAAAGACAGCAUCCAUCCCAGCUGCCCAUCUUCCACAGCUGUCUUCUCUGUGCGUCUCUUGUAAGUUAACUUCUCGCUAAUUCCAGAAUUGAGAAUGUGAGCUGAGCAAACCAAUUGGGAAGGAAUGGCUAGCGUUAAGAGGCCGGUAGAAAAUGGUGGAACAUGCUGGUGUCUUGGUUUGGAACUCACAGGCUGAAGGACGGUGGAUCCUCAUUGUGUGACAGGGAGGGGGGAUGUUCUCAUAUUGCAGUGGUCUUUUGUGAGGGGUGUGGGUGUGGGUGUGAGCUUUGCCAAUGCAGCAGUCCCAGUUUCUGAUGUUGAAGCAUGGGAUGCUUUUCGCACGGAUGCCGUUAGCAGCACCUCUCCCGGUUCUUGUCUUUGCUCAGCGCUGCUGCGUAAGCUCCGGUCGUUAAAGGAGGCUUCACGGUGGUAGAUUUACUUGGUGGACAGUGCUAGUGGGUGGUGCCUGUGGAGUAUUAAAAGGGGAGUGGGGGGUGGGGAGAGCUGCGUUUUUAGCGGUGCUGAUGUCAAGCGGUGGAAUGUCUAACUGGUUUGCUAGGACUAUUUCUGUAUAUUGAAACUUUCUAAUUAUGCUUUUUAAAUAAUUUUAAAAAAACUAAAAAUAAAGGUGCCAAGCUGCCAAAUCUUC
Molecule: messenger RNA, 2989 nt
Organism: Lacerta agilis (Sand lizard)
Lineage: Eukaryota; Metazoa; Chordata; Lepidosauria; Squamata; Lacertidae
Gene: RAB35
Product: RAB35, member RAS oncogene family
Exons: 6
Coding region: 221-829 (202 amino acids)
Biological process (GO): Rab protein signal transduction; endocytic recycling
Cellular component (GO): plasma membrane; endosome membrane
Molecular function (GO): GTPase activity; GTP binding
Source: RefSeq, a predicted model, not a curated record